UGGAAAAAAGCAAUGGCUUCGAAAAAAAUGCGGACUGAUGGAAGCUUGUUCAAAAAACGCCGUCAGUACAUGGAACAGUUAGAACGUGAAUGGCAAGCGGAGCAGCAAGCCAAUCUUCCGGGGCCAAGCGUUGUAUCCAGUGUACAAAGGCCGGAGCUGGAUGCUAACACUACUGUUGAAACAUUGCACGCUGCAACAGGUCAAAGCGUUUCGGGCAAUCACACCGAGAAGAUCACUAUAAAUUCUUCGGGAGGUGUAGCAGGUGAUGAAAGAGGCGUUCAGUAUAGUUCCGUGGAUCAGGAAGCCGAUAUGGAUUUCGACGUGCACGAGGACAACGAUUGUCAGGACGAUGUAGAAGAUAUAUACAUGGAGAGCGACACCACCUAUAGUUUCUUCGAUAACAUAACGCUGGCAGAAGGGCUUCGUUAUAUUGCCGUCACGAAGAAUUUAUCGCGGUCAACCGUCAACAUGAUACUGGCCCUACUUCGAAGAAAACUAAAUGUGUUGCUGCCAACGGAUUCGCGCACCUUGCUGAAAACGCCUUCCCAAGUCGGUUUGGAAAUUCAACCAAUCUCGGGAGGGCAAUAUUGGUACAGGGGAAUCGAAACAGCGUUAAGAAACUAUUUUCAGGACAAUAUCCCACCUGUUAAUCAAUUAUCCUUUCAGAUUUCCAUCGACGGAUUACCGCUUCAUAAUAGUUCGGCAAGGCAACUAUGGCCAAUUCUUAUGAAGGUUGAGGAACUGCCAGAAGCCCCGGUAAUGUUAGUUGGGGCAUAUUGCGGAUACACCAAGCCGGACAACAUCGAGCAGUAUUUGCGGCCACUCGUGACGGAAAUAAAUGAACUGCAUGAGAGAGGUUUGAUGUUCGGCGAUAAAAUGGUGCAUACUAAACUACGCAUGUUUGUCGCGGAUUCACCUGCUCGCUGUUUUGUCAACGCUACCAUUAGCUUCGUUGGAAAACAUAGCUGCCUGAAAUGUUCCUGCGUUGGAGUGCACGAAGCGAACAAGGUAAUUUUUGUUGAUGUGGAUGCUGAGUUGCGUACAGAUGAAGGGUUCAGGAACAGGGUAGAUAGAGAGCACCAUAAAAGUUGGCGAUCACCGUUAGAAGAUAUUAGCUGUUUUGAUUUGAUCAAAGAUUCAAUUGUAGCAGAACGUUUACAUUUAUUAGAUAUCGGGGUAACAAAAAAGAUAGCAAGAGGUUUAGUAGAGCACAAUUUUUUUGAUUUUGGAAGAUGGACAGCCCAACAACACGAAAACGUGUCUGAUUUUCUAAUUUCAACACAGCUUCCGGUAGAAAUCAAUAGAAGAUUACGGCACGUUAAGUUUAUUAGGUAUUGGAAGGCAACAGAAUUCCGCACGUUUCUCCAUUACGUUAGCAUAAUUGUGUUUAAAGAUUUUAUGUGGGAAGAGGCUUUUAAUCAUUUCCUGCUCUAUUUCUCUGCAAUAACCAUUUUCUCCAGUACAAAACACCAUCAUCUUUGGGCGCUUGCUAAAAAGAUGUUGUAUAAAUUUGUAAAAGAUUUUGCCAAUUUUUAUGGUCGUAGUAACUUAACCAGUAAUGUCCACAACCUUAUACACAUUUAUGAUGACGUUGAUAGGUUUGGUCCCUUAGAUAAAAUUUCAGCUUAUGUUUUUGAAAACCAUUUGCAAUUUAUUAAACGUUGCAUUAGAUCAGGCAAUAGAUGUUUAGAGCAGGUUAUAACGAGAGGUAGAGAGUUUGAAAAUAUUAAGAGGGCUUAUCAUAUAAUAACACCAACCUAUCCUAAGUUGUUGGCUAACGGCUCCGGCUUGCAAGUAAGAGAUGAUUUUUGUCUUACGGCCAAUUUUAAAAACCAAUGGUUCCUUAGUCAUGAAAACUGUAUUGUACAGUUUUUAGAAGCUAAGGAAUCAGCUUCAUCAUCAUCAUCGUCAUCAUCAUCAUCAUCAUCCUUUACAAUAGUUGGUUUGCAAUAUGAAUGCUGCGAAGAAAUGUAUAAAGUUUCGGUAGAGGGGGACACUACCUCUCCUGUCGAAUUAUCGUCCACUGCUUUAUAUAUUUAUAAAGUAAGAAAUAACACUCCUCGCCGCAGAGUGGAGCUGCCCCAUCAAACGAUUAAAUGCAAAUUAGUUGCUAUACGUUUACCAUCCCAAUCGCUUGCCCGCCGCCCUGUUCAACCAACAAUUCCUUCGACUACUACGAGCAAGGAUAUACAAUAUCUUGUGUACCGCAUAGGUGGAACGUGGAUAACAACGUUUAGAAAAAUAGAUUUUAAUGUAUAAUAUAGUUUGCUUGAUUUAAUAACUAACACGUAAAUUAAGUAAGAUUUAAUUUACUAAUCACAUUAACCUCUCUUAGUUAAUUGCAAACUUAAAUCACAUGAUGAUAACAGUGAUUAGCUAAGAAAAAAUAAUAACGAUAAUGCACAGAUUUCAGACAAUAGCAUGUUAAUUGUGGGCUCUUCAUGUUUUUCUAAUCAUUCCCACGUUACUUCAUAGAUUAUGUAUCCGUUCAAUAGUCAAAUCUGUGCAUGGGAAAGAGGUGGGACAUUUUUGUCAUCAUUUGAUUUAUCUUUUAGAAUAUUGAUUUUAGAAAUCUUUAAAACCUUUCACUGUUGUUCGUUUGAAUUCGCAUUACAAUCGUACAUGUAAAAUGGUUAACCUCAUCAUUCAUUUCAAAUUAAAAACAAAAUACAUUCAACAAUACUAAAAACAUAUUACACCCUAAUAUAAGAGCAAUGGUGAAAGAUUUUGGUUGGUAUUAAAUUUUAUUACAAACACAAACAAUAUUUCAUAUCAACUCACGAUUCAGUUUUAAUUUAACUAAAAUUCAUAAAAUUCAAUUAUAAUUCAUUAACAACUUAACAUUAAUUCAUUUUAAAAUUCAUACUAGUACUUUGUAAAUUCAUUGUUGCUAUUGUUACAACUAACAUUAGAUGUUUUCUUACUUAGUAUUUUCUUUGUUGGCUUUUGAACGGUUACGUGCAAUUGAUUGUAUUUUUUGUUUCAUUGCAACGCGGCUUGCCGCAUUUUUUAAUUUCAUUUUUAUGAAAUCAGAAACAAUUUUAGCAUCGAUUACCUUUGGACUCGUAACAGAAGCAACUUCCUGAAACAGCCGUAAAAUGUUGGUCUUAUCAUAAAACGGAAUUUUUGGAUUAGGCCGGCCAUCCCCACUCCAACUGCAUUUUGUCAAAAACAUUUGACAAAACAAUGCGUACAAUAACUCGUGUAACCUCUGCUUGUAGAAGAUCCAGUAUCGAUGUUUGAUGACGACGGCGCCGGUACUACCAAGUUAUCAAUAAGAUGAUCUAGUUGGCAUUUCAUAGUGACCACUGCACUCAUUGUUUUGGAUACGUUUUUCGUAUUUUCAUCCAACUUUAGCUGCAUGUGGUUUAAUGUCAUCAAAAUUCGGUCCAACUUUUCUUCGACAGACGCUGAUCGAUUAGCGGCUGGUUGUUCGCUACCCUGGUUUGCCAUCGCUGCUGAUUGUGCUACGGUUGAAAUACUCGCUAAUUAUCAUUUAUUGUUCACACACGUUCGUUUUUCAUAACUAUUAUACCUUUUCUAAUAAUUUCAGUAAAAAUUUCACUGCUGGUUAAACGCUAUCAAUAUUUUGUUUUGAUCGACCAGCUGCUGUAAACAUACUGAAUAAAACAUUUGAUUGCAUCGCAAAUUGCUCCU
Molecule: messenger RNA, 3657 nt
Organism: Anopheles stephensi (Asian malaria mosquito)
Lineage: Eukaryota; Metazoa; Arthropoda; Insecta; Diptera; Culicidae
Exons: 7
Coding region: 13-2259 (748 amino acids)
Source: RefSeq, a predicted model, not a curated record